GGCCGCUCUGGGAAUCAGCGCCGACCUGCGCUCCGCCGGCAUGUGAGCGCGCACCCUCGCUACGUGCUGAACGCCCCGCUCCGCACUCUGUUCUGUUCUGUUCCACAGCCGACUGCGACUGCCGGGCCCGCGGCGGGCUGCGACGACCCGCGCCCGCCACACACGCAGACAUGGAUACCUGGAUACCGCUCGUGCUCGCCAUUGCAGGUACGUGGAGCUGCGAUGAGCCGUACAGCCUGCUCUGCUCUGGCGUGAGCACCCGCCGCCCCCGGGACAGGUGCGGGGCCAGAGCUGUCGUGCGACCACACCAGCUGUGCCACAAAGCAGAACAGAGGAACGGCCCGCCCAGCCACUGCGCCGCUACAACACAACACGUCUCCCUGGCGACCGGCUACAGCUCACAGUGUAGCGACGCCCCUGUUGAGGCAGAAGGGGCACGCGACAAAAAAGGGAAUAUUACUGCUGCACAGCGAUGAUACGACGCCAGUAACUAAUUAAAAUAUAGGCAUCUACUUUCACCAUUUGCACCAUUUUGCACUAUAUAAACAAUGGUACAGAAGUACCCACAUAUUUCAUAAAUUGCAGUCGACAGGUAGUUUCGGGUAUUGUACAAUUUGUUCAAGAAAUGUUCAAACAAGGAAAGCAAGUGCCGUAUUCACGGGUCCGGCAACGCGCAUUUUCUGAAAUGUGAACACUUGUUCACAGAAGGGGCUGAAACUCUUGUAGUUGCGGAGUUGAGCACAGUCGUUGCACUGGUACUCGUUCGACGGGAUCAACGCCAUCGCAGUACCCAAGGUAUCCAUUACUCUGAGCAGUAGCUAGUCUGCCGUCGGUUUGUGAUUGGAUUCAGGAUUUCCUAGAAGAAAGAACACAACAUGUCAUUCUUAACGGUUCAAAAUCUGCAGAUGUAGAGGUAAU
Schistocerca piceifrons (Central American locust) is the source of this 918-nucleotide messenger RNA. RefSeq lists its product as uncharacterized. The record is from RefSeq and is a predicted model, not a curated record. NCBI's taxonomy places the organism in Eukaryota, Metazoa, Arthropoda, Insecta, Orthoptera, Acrididae. Bases 171 to 476 code for a protein of 101 amino acids. The transcript has 2 exons.